UCUCUCUCCUCAUCCUCCGCUCCACGCCCGCUCCUCGGCCCUCGAGCCCUCCGAGCCGCGCCGCUGCCAUGGGCCCGCGCCCGCCGCGCCGCCGGGCCGGGGGCCGCUGAGGCGCGGCGAGAAGAUGGGCGAGGGCGGAGCAGGGCCCGAGCGCCAGCCCGAGCAGCCCGGGCGCCCCGCGCGCGCCCGCUCGCGCCGCCGCGGGGAUGCCCGCGCCCGCCGCCGCGCCCUGAGCGCCUUUGUCUGUCGCCCGCGCCGCCCGCCGCACCCCUAGCUAUCGGCCGGCGCCGGAGUAUGGAGCUGGGCCAGCCGGCUUCUCCGUCGGGCCUCGACGAGCCGGCGCCCAGGGCCCAGCGCGGGGUCUUGGAGCUCCAGGAGCCCAUCGCGCCGCGCCGCUGGCCGGGAGCGCCCGACUCGCCGUGCGCCUGGCCCCGGGAGCCUGAGGAGCCGAAUGCGCCGCGCCGAUGGCCGGAAGCGCCCCACACACGGUGCGGCUGGUUAGAGGCGUCGGAUGCGCCGCGCCGGUGGCCCGAAGAGCCCGACGACGCACUGUGUGGCUGGCAGGAGGAGCCGUGCUGCUGGCCCGAGGAACCCGCGGUUUGCGACCCUGCGGGUGGCCUGUCCCCCGCGUACUCCAGCGUGCUGGGAGAGCAGCUGCGGGCGAGCCCAAGGAGCGCCGCGCUGCCCUCGGACCCCAGCCCCGCACGGCCGCUGCCCAGCGAGCCCGAGGCCGGCCAGGAGGACGGCUCGCGUCUCCGGGCCGUGUUUGACGCUCUAGACCGGGAUGGGGACGGCUUCGUCCGCAUGGAGGACUUCAUCCAGUUCGCCACGGCCUACGGGGCGGAGCAGGUGAAGGACUUAACCCAGUACUUGGAUCCCAGUGGGCUCGGCGCGAUCAGUUUCGAAGACUUCCACCAAGGGAUCAUGGCCAUCAGAAACGGAGAUCCUGACAGCCAGCUAUACAGUGUGGCACCUGCCCAGGAUGAGGACCACCCUGCCUGCGCUGAUGAUUUCGAUGAGUUCGUCACCUAUGAGGCCAACGAGGUGACAGACAGUGCGUACAUGGGCUCUGAGAGCACCUACAGCGAGUGUGAGACCUUCACAGAUGAGGACACCAGCACCCUUGUGCAUCCUGAGCUGCAGCCUGAGGGGGAUGCUGACAGUGCAGGUGGCUCAGCUGUGCCCUCUGAGUGCCUGGACGUCAUGGAGGAGCCUGACCAUGGUGCAUUGCUGCUGCUUCCUGGAAGAUCUCAUCCCCGUGGUCAAACUGUCGUCAUGGUGAUUGGCAGUGAAGAGCAUUUUGAGGACUAUGGUGAGGGCAGUGAAGUGGAACUGUCCCCAGAGACCUUCUGCAACGGGGAGCUGGACUGCAGUGACCCAUCUUUUCUCACCCCCAGCUCCGAUCCACUUGCCGCAAAGCUACGCAGCAUCCUCACUGACGAGGCCUUUGAGUUUUACUGUAGCCAGUGCCACAAACAAAUCAACCGCCUUGAGGACCUUUCUGCCCGCCUGAAUGAUCUUGAGAUGAAUAGCCCAGCCAAGCGGCUCUCCAGCAGGAAGGUGGCAAGGUAUCUGCACCAAUCAGGAGCCCUGACCAUGGAGGCUCUGGAGGAUCCUCCCCCAGAGCCUGUGGAAGGCCCAGAGGAAGACAUUGCUGACAAGGUCAUCUUCCUGGAGAGGCGCGUGUCAGAGCUGGAAAAGGAAAGUGUGGCUGCCGGGGAGCAGCAUGGCCGACUGAGGCAGGAGAACCUCCAGCUGGUGCACAGAGCCAAUGCCCUGGAGGAACAGCUGAAGGAGCAGGAGCUGAGAGCCCAGGAGAUGGUCCUGGAAGAGGCCAGGAAGCAGAAGGAGCUCCUGUGCAAGAUGGAGCGUGAGAAGAGCAUUGAGAUUGAGAACCUGCAGGCCAGACUGCACCAGCUGGAUGAGGAGAAUAGCGAGCUACGCUCCUGCACACCCUGUCUGAAGGCCAACAUAGAGCGCCUGGAGGAGGAAAAGCAGAAGUUGCUGGAUGAGAUUGAAGAGUUGAUGCUGCGGCUCAAUGAAGAGCAGGAAAACAAGAGGAAGAUGGGGGACAAGCUGAGCCAUGAACGGCAUCAGUUCCAAAGGGACAAGGAGGCGACCCAGGAGCUGAUUGAGGACCUCCGCAAGCAGCUGGAGCACUUGCAGCUGCUCAGGCUGGAAGUGGAGCAGAGGCGGGGUCGCAGCAGCAGCCUGGGCCUGCAGGAGUACAACAGCCGUGCCCGGGAGAGCGAGCUGGAGCAGGAGGUUCGCAGACUCAAGCAGGACAACCGCAACCUGAAGGAGCAGAAUGACGAACUGAAUGGGCAGAUCAUCACCCUCAGUAUCCAGGGCGCGAAGAGCCUCUUCUCCACGGCCUUCUCUGAGUCUCUGGCCGCAGAGAUCAGCUCUGUCUCCCGUGACGAGCUCAUGGAAGCAAUUCAGAAGCAGGAAGAGAUCAACUUCCGCCUGCAGGACUACAUUGACAGGAUCAUUGUGGCCAUUAUGGAGACCAACCCAUCCAUCCUGGAGGUCAAGUAGGGCAGCAAAGCCCAGCCUGGGCUGGUCCAAGACUCCACCAGCACCCCAGAGUGGCCCUGUCUCACCACAAGGAGCCAAGACCAGCAGGUCCCAUAGCUGACCAAGCCCAGGGUGUGCAGGGUUUUGUGCAGCUACACUGGGUGAAUGAAGACGUGAGGCUGCAGAGGGCAGUUAGAAGGGAAAAGGGGAGCCACAGCAGGAAAGGAGUGAGGCUAGGUCUUCUAUCGGCUCUGACCUUCAGGGAGGCAGGGCCUCCUGCCCUGAGUGUCCCAGCCAACAACACCUACAAUAUGCUCAGCCAUGACAGGUUCUCAAGCCUGUGUGCAGUCUCAGGCUUGGAUGAGCUACCCUCUGGCCCCUCCAUGGGACACCCUCUUCCAACAUGUAGCCCUGUUGGGAAGAGGGAGAAAACAGGUCCCCACCAAGACUGCAGUUUCCCACUCAGGCUCCCUGACACAGCACCACCCAUGCCUGGCCACUCCCAGAUAGAGUGUAAACCCCGGACCCUUGUCAUGCGGCGGUGCAGGUAGGACAGGAGGCAAAGCUGGUGCAUGUGGGGUCUAGCUUGGCACUGCAGGCCCCAGCUCUCCCUGAGCCAUUCAGGCUGUCAUCCAACCAGGUGGCCUUUGGUCCAGCUUCAGAUGCAGGGCCUCUAAGCCACGCAGCCAUUCUCAUGGUGUGAUCCUCACUGCAGUACCCUCAGGGGCUUGACCCUUCUGUUGGGGGCUGGGGCAGGAGACCAUCAGUUCCCUUUUCUUUGAACAAAGGACUUGAGAUGCUGACUGUGUGGAACUUACUCCCUGGAUGGGUGGACACUACCGGCCCCUCUGCCUCCAGGUGCAGGUGCUGCUUUUCCACAGGUGUGGCCUGCCUGGCCUCCUAUGGUUUAGGUGGUGCACAGUGCUUGUCACUGCCCAGGGUGUAGUCCAUACUUCCCAGGCCUCUGGAACCAAGUUUUUUUCUGGGCAUCUGAUUCAAAAUAGCUGCAUGUCCUGAGGGUGUGUUUUGCAGGAAGACAGACUGGGCAGGCUCUACAUAGACCCAGCAGGCUUUACCCAGAUCCAGGAGCAGAGGUAGCCUUGCUGCCUCUGCACUGCCCCACAAUGGCGUCACCCAAAGGCUGCUGUGCCUGCCUAGCCUGGGCACUGGCCAGGAGCCUCUGGGUGGGCUAAGACCCUGCUGCAGACUUCACCACCCACUCUGUGCGAGUGUGCGCGUGCAUGAGUGUGCACACAGUGAGAGAAUACGUGUGUUUGUGUCCAUACAUGCUGCCCUGCAUCACUUCACCCACUCCCGACCCACCUUCUACACUACAAUUUAAGAUGUUGCCUCGUAUUGUACAUUCUGGGGAAAGCCUUGGGUGUAAAUCAGUGUAAACUUGGAGGAGAGAUUUUUCUAUCAUGUAGAGUAGGUAUUUUUUAUAGAUUGAAGGUUGAUCAAUUUUUUAAUACUUUCCAGAGAGAAAACUGUGUAUACAAGUGAAAUAUAUAUAUAUAUAUAUAUAUGUAUAUACAUAUGUAUAAUAUAUAAAUACUGGAGCCCUGCCUUUCUGUGCCCAGGUCCCAGCCCUGUGACAUGGGCUUCUGGCCUGUCCCUGCUGACUGCUCUGCAAUAGUGACCAUACACACGGGUCUUCAGGAGACACUGGGAAACACCAACCACCAACUUGCUCAUGGCACCUGCUUCAGCUUCCUGAGAAGGGGUGCUUCCUGCCUGAGUGCAAGAUGGUGGGAGGUCAGUAGGGUCCUGUCUGACAUGUUGGCCACCACAGAUUAAAGCUGUUACUGCACACAGAGGCCAGCUUCUUCCUCCACAGGGACAGUGGGGUGGCGUGGGCAUAGGCCUGGCCCAUUGUCUAGGGGCAUUGGUCAUCUGAGCUCCAACCACAGGAGACCUAAGGCCCAAGGACUGCACCACCAAGGCACACUACCAAAGGAGCUCAGCCACUUCCUGGACUUCCUGGUCUGGAUCCUGAAGUUAUGCAGCUCUGCAAAGGGACAUUCUCAACGGCAAGGCCUGGUGAUCUCCAGUAACCCUCAUAUCCUGGUAGAACUCUGAGUGCAGCCUAGGAGAGCCACAGUGAGCCUUGUCUGAGGCAGCAUUGAGGGGCAGCUGUAGGUGUGUGCAAGUAUCACAAAUCUUGGGCACAGUGAUCCUACCCUGAGACACACAUCCAUAUCUGGGAAGAGCCACCGUGUUCUCAGGGUGAUAGGAGGGAAGGCUCAAAGAAGGUUCAAAAGAAGGGCCAAGGGCUUCUGAAGGGAGUUCAGAAGUCAUGGGGAUACAGCAGUUCUAAGGAGGCAUCUGUGGUGCAGCAAACCAUGUACCUGUGGCUCUCCUGUGCCCCUUACAAAGAGCUUCCUGCUUACCAUUUAUUUUCAGACAGGCCCAGGGAGGCUGAGGACUCAGAUCUGACCACUCCACCCCAGCUACUGCCCAGAGCUGAUUGACUGGAGGGAAACACAGCUUGGCCUGCAGCAAGGCCUUGUCCUCAGCAAAGGAGGCAGUCAGUAGAGGGGUCCAGUCACCAGGGUUUAGUCCAGGAGCCCUGGUCAGUUGAUGGAUGAAACUGAGGAAGAAAUUUGGAGGCAUCCAUAUGUCUGAGAUUGAGUUUCUGCCUGCAGAGGCAUGACCUGCCCUGCCACCUACCCAGGCUCUGUCCAGGAGAAGCUGGAAGCAAGAAUGGGAGCCCCACCAUGGCCUGGUGGCUCCCCAGUUUACUUUCCACUUUUUUUUUUUUAAGUGGUACUAGGAUAUUGAACUCAGGGCCUUGUACUU
Castor canadensis (American beaver) is the source of this 5316-nucleotide messenger RNA. It is a transcript of the gene Rab11fip3, whose product is annotated as RAB11 family interacting protein 3. Lineage: Eukaryota; Metazoa; Chordata; Mammalia; Rodentia; Castoridae. Gene Ontology annotation, molecular function: calcium ion binding. The record is from RefSeq and is a predicted model, not a curated record. Gene Ontology annotation, biological process: regulation of cytokinesis; endocytic recycling. Gene Ontology annotation, cellular component: recycling endosome membrane; cleavage furrow; endocytic vesicle.